GAAUCAAAUGUGUCUCUUAAUUUUUUUAUCUUGAGCACCAGACGUGUUAUUAGAACAGAAUCUCUACAUGGAUUUCAGUCACACAUUGAAAGUGUUGUCACCUUAUCCUUUCUAGCACGUACUUUCACAGUGUAGUUGUCCAUGAUGCUUAGGUUUGUUAACAUUAGGCAGACCUGUAAACAGUAGCAUAACGUUAAGUUAGCUAACGUUAACGCUAGUUAAAAAUAACUAUUCGUUCUCUGGUUCACUGACUGUUUUGUAACGUUACACCUAACAUGGCCUAAUUGCGUGAAAGUAUUCAGAUUAAAAGCCCGAGCAAUUUAAGCACUGAGGGAACUAGCACUACAGAAGAUUUGUAGCAUUCUGUAACGUUAACUUCUCAGACUUGGGAAGAUACCAGCAGACUGUCGGAUCAUUCAUGAAAGGGACAAACUGAUAUAUCAAGGAUAAGGAGAAACGCAGCAAAGCAGUAUAAGGCGCUACCCAUAAUUACAUGGUCUAGAGUUUGAAACGUAUGAACCAUCAUGUGGCUGCAGUGUCACCUUUGACCUGUGCAUAUUGAAUAGGCUGCCUAGUCUACGUGGUUCUAAACAGACAUGUAAACGAUCGUGCUAGAAAGGCAACUCUCAUACAUGCAAUUUUGCAGAAGACCUUUAUAAUGCAUAUCAGAUAACAAUAAAACGUGUGGCGUUUAAACAAAAGCCGUAGGGAAGAUGGAAGAUCAUCACCCUAAGAGAAAGCGCCGCCCCAAAUUCACAGAUGACGAGCUGUUUGCUCUGGUGUCUGCUGUGUCUGAAAAUCAAGAUGUUUUGUUUGGGAAGUUUCAUUUGGACAUUGGCCGUCAAGCCAGAGAUCUGAAGACUACUGCUUGGCAGAACGUGACCGAUGCGGUCAACAGUAUCAGCGAUGUGCAGAGGAGCGCAGUCGAAGUUAGGACCAAGUACAAGUACUUCAAGUAUGAUGUCACCAAAAAAGCUACGAAUGAGAAAAGGCACCAAGAAGGAACAGAUGGAUAUCUGUCAAAAAAGAUUUUCUACACCCCCGCUGAGAAGGCCCUGCGGAGUCUACUUGAAGUGCACUCACUGUUAGGGACCUCUGAGGGGCCUUUUCUUAAUGACGUGAUGGCACUGGUUGUGGAAGAGGAAUCACAUUCCCCAGAGCCAGGGAAACCACUAGAGUUGCCUUCUUGCUCUGUUCCUGCAGUAGGGCUCCCCGCCGAACCAGAACCAGAACCGCCGACAGUCACUACGGCAACAUCUACAUCACGGGCACCAACAACGAAUCAUCUGUUGUCAAGGCGACGAAGACCAAGGCGGACCUUUAAACAACACCAAAGGCAUCUUCCUAGCCAUCGGAGAACGAGGAAGGAAAUGCUUGUGGUGCAAAGACAAAUAAGAGAUUUGCUGCAGGAUAUGAACAACACCAUAGCCACUGGCUUCAGAGAUAUUGCAGCAGCUAUAAGAUCUGUGGCAGACAACAACAGUCAUGCAUAAGUCAGAGUUAGAGCCCUUGACUUGGUUUUGGUUUUGGGGGUUUAGUGUAUGGGAUCAAAAAUUAUAUUUUCUAAACAUAAUUUCGGGAGAAACCAUUAAAAAUUAUUAGCAUCUCAAUUACCACAUUUUCGCUCUCAUAUGUCCUUUUCUACAUUUCCUUUUCAUAUAUUUAAGCCCGUUAUCCUGUCCUGUAAUGCCUACGCCACAUGCCCACUGACACAAGCACCAUUCUCUACCUUAUCCAUAAGGUAUCUGAACACCUCAAUACAGGUGCUAUAGGCAUCCCAAGACCACUUCUAAGGAAUUUCUAAGCUCAAUUUCAGACAUUCUGGAAUUAAUGGACACUAGUGAAUCAUUUUGUUCCAGAUAUGAUGUAUGAUUCUCGAUCUCUUACUUUUGGCCUUACUUUUGUACUUGCAUAUGAUCCUUCCAUCCUAAGGACCACAAUGGAAACAAGCCUUUGGGCUUUGUCAUGUUUUUAUAUCCUUUUGAACACUUCUUGUUGAUGGUUCAAUAAAGUUUCAAUCAAAAAUCUUUUCUUUUUACAUCAUUUAAUUUUUUUGUGGAUUAAAUCAACAGUAUGUCCUUUUUGGUUUGAGUGAAACUUGGUUUAGAAAAAGGCUAUUGUACAUACUAAAAUGCAUUUAAAACAUUUUUUUGUACUAAAUUGGUUUCACUUCCUUUGGA
Alosa sapidissima (American shad) is the source of this 2180-nucleotide messenger RNA. RefSeq names its product bolA family member 1 (gene bola1). The record is from RefSeq and is a predicted model, not a curated record. Lineage: Eukaryota; Metazoa; Chordata; Actinopteri; Clupeiformes; Clupeidae. The transcript has 3 exons. Bases 714 to 1493 code for a protein of 259 amino acids. Gene Ontology annotation, cellular component: nucleus; mitochondrion.